Messenger RNA from Coturnix japonica (Japanese quail), 563 nucleotides. It is a transcript of the gene CKS1B, whose product is annotated as CDC28 protein kinase regulatory subunit 1B. NCBI's taxonomy places the organism in Eukaryota, Metazoa, Chordata, Aves, Galliformes, Phasianidae. Gene Ontology annotation, molecular function: cyclin-dependent protein serine/threonine kinase regulator activity. The record is from RefSeq and is a predicted model, not a curated record.
GGUUGAGGAGAGGGGGCGAGGUGGGGGCUGCCGGGAAAGGGGCGGACCGGGAACGGGCGGCAAUGGCUCACAAGGAGAUCUACUACUCCGACAAGUACUUUGACGAGCAAUACGAGUACCGGCACGUGAUGCUGCCCAAAGACAUCGCCAAGCUGGUGCCCAAAACCCACCUGAUGUCCGAAUCAGAGUGGAGGAACCUGGGUGUGCAGCAGAGCCAGGGCUGGGUGCACUACAUGAUCCACGAGCCAGAACCACACAUCCUCCUUUUCCGACGGCCGCUGCCUAAGAAGCCAGAGAAGUGAGCUCUCCCCGGGUCAGCCACAGCCCUCGGCUGCCUGGGCUACAAAGCACCUUCAUCAUCAUCAUCAUCAUCAUCAUCCUCCUCUUCUUCCUCUUCUCUUACAUACUCUGCUCUCAGGAGCUUCCCUGUCGGGGGCAGAGCCACUGGGUGCCCCUGAUGCUCAUGAACUCAGUGCUAUCUGGGCACCUGCAGCGGCUCAGCCCCAGGGCACAGCGCUGCGGGGAUGGGGUUCUCAAAAGCUUCAAUAAAAGGAUAUUUGGGA